Molecule: messenger RNA, 5565 nt
Organism: Diceros bicornis minor
Lineage: Eukaryota; Metazoa; Chordata; Mammalia; Perissodactyla; Rhinocerotidae
Gene: PLEKHH1
Product: pleckstrin homology, MyTH4 and FERM domain containing H1
Exons: 29
Coding region: 9-4334 (1441 amino acids)
Cellular component (GO): cytoskeleton
Source: RefSeq, a predicted model, not a curated record
AGCGUUGAAUGGGGCGCAGCAAGGCGAGGCUGGGCUUUGUGCGGCCAGCCUCCGGGCACCCCUCCCGGCCCCGGCCUCUCCCCGCCCCGCCCACCUCGACCCCUGCUGCCGGGGAGCGGAGACCCGGCGGCCGCUGCGGACUCGGGCGAGAUCGACGCAAGGGCUCCCUGGAGCAUCCAGAAGUUGACUCCAUCAUGGCGGAGCUCAAGGUGGAGACCCAGGCCAGCGUGGACUGGCAGAAGCGCUGCCUGGCCCUGGAAACCCAGCUCUUCCGGUUCCGCCUACAGGCCAGCAAGAUAAGGGAGCUGCUGGCUGACAAGGAACACUGCACCUGCAUCUCCCUUUCUUCUGUGGUUGAGCAGAUGCAAGAGCUGGAGCAGAGGCUGCUGGAGGCAGAGCAAAGAGCAGAGAACGCGGAGACCCAGGUGGGUGUGAUGGAAGAGAAGGUGAAACUGUCCAGUCUGAAGAAUGUGGACUCGGCGGGCAGCCUGCACCGGAAGUACCAAGAAUUGCUGAAAGCCAUGCGGGGCAAAGAUGAGCUCAUCGGCCAGCUGGGGGAACAGCUGCAGAAGCAGAAGCAGAUGAGAGCUGAGGAAGCAAAAAUUGUUCAAGAAAAAGCUGCAAAGAUCAAGGAAUGGGUGACGCUCAAGUUAGCAGAGCUUGAGAUGGAGAAUCAGCACCUGAAAAGCUAUAAUCAGCGCCUGGUAGAGCAGGUGGGAGCCCUUCAAGAUGCGCUAGGAGCUCUUCAGAUUUCACCUUCGGCGAAGCUGCUGGUGGCCCCCCAGGGAACCCUAGAGCAGGAUUCUGUCCCUUCAGGGCCAGGAACCCAGCUGAUGGGGCAGGACAGUGGUCCUCAGGCCCAGGGUGCCCUGAAGGCAGCUAUUCCUACACCUUCUCCAGGUAUUCUGCAAAGCAAGGACUCUGUUCCUAAAGCAGGAAGCCUCUUGGAAGAUUCUAGUGCCAGCGUGGUCCAUCCUGGGGAAAUAUCAAAGGCCAAGACCCUUCCACCUCGUCUGGGAAGAGAGGGCUCUCCUGGCCAGCUAUGCGUGAAGGCUCACACCCCCAGACAUGGUUUGGCUUCCUGGGGUGAGGGCCUGGUCACUGCUCAGGGAGGGACGCUCCCUGGGACAAAGACCUCUGCUAGGGAAGGUGGCCCUGGCAGCAGCCUGACCCUACCCAAGGUGCGGGCUCCAGGCACCCCCCGGGACAGCAUCCAGCUGGCCAAGCGGCACCACAGCCAGCCGCAGGUGGGCCCCGGGCGCUUCAACCACGUGGUGAGCAUUGAGAUCGGGACCCUCUCAGCCCUCCACCCCUCCAGCCUUCCCGGGGUGGAGGCCCAAGCCGAGCUCCAGGAGGACCCAGAGAAGAUGGAGAUGGAGGACCAACCCCCAGCGGGGAAGAUGGAGGAAGGAGAGAGCCCAAAGGCCCCCAGAGCUGAGCUGGAGGAAGUGGAUUUGGGGAACAAACCGCCCACACCCCCCCUGCACCGGUUUCCAUCCUGGGAGAGCCGGAUCUACGCAGUGGCCACGUCAGGCAUGAGGCUCUCGGACGCGUCUCCCAGAAAUAAUGCCACCUGCUGCACUUCAAGCCCUCCUGCCCUUGCGUCCCCUGGGCCUUUCUCUGGCCUCGUCUACAAGAACAUCACCGUGCCUGUGUACACAGCCCUGAAGGGGAGAGCCAUACAGAUCAGCACUGUGCCCUUCGUGGAUGAAUCCUCUGAGUCUGAUGAUGACUGCAGCUCUCAGGCGAGUUUCCGAACUUCAGUCCCCUGCACUGAGUCCAGGAAAACCAGCGGACUGGGCAGCCCCCGGGCCAUCAAGAGAGGUGUCUCCGUGUCCUCCCUGAGCUCUGAGGGCGACUACGCCAUCCCCCCGGAUGCCUGCUCCCUGGACAGUGACUACUCAGAGCCUGAGCACAAACUACAGCGUACUUCGUCCUACUCCACUGAUGGGCUGGGGCUGGGCGGGGAGUCACUGGAGAAGUCGGGCUACCUGCUGAAAAUGGGGAGCCGGGUGAAGACGUGGAAGAGGCGCUGGUUUGUCCUGAGACAGGGGCAGAUUAUGUACUACAAGUCCCCGAGUGAUGUCAUCCGGAAGCCUCAAGGUCAAGUGGAACUGAACUCCGGUUGCCAGAUUGUUCGAGGGGACGGUGCCCAGACAUUCCAGCUCAUCUCUAAGAAGAAAACCUAUUACCUGACGGCUGAUUCACCGAGCCUGCUGGAGGAGUGGAUUCGAGUACUACAGAGCCUGCUAAAGGUCCAGGCCAUUGGGCCUCCAGCCCUGCCUCAGGGUGGCACCAAGCCCACCGUGAAGGGCUGGCUGACCAAGGUAAAGCAUGGCCACUCCAAGCUGGUCUGGUGUGCUCUUGUUGGGAGAACCUUCUACUACUAUCGGAGCCAUGAGGACAAGCGACCCCUGGGCCGUCUGCCUGUGCGGGACUCGCGCAUAGAGGAAGUAGAUCGAUCCUGUGACUCAGACGAGGACUAUGAGGCUGGAGGAACUGGGCGGUUGCUUUCCUCCCACUGUACCCUGGUGAUCCACCCCCCGGAGCACAGCCCCACCUACCUCCUCAUUGGCACCAAGCAUGAAAAGGAUACGUGGCUUUACCACCUCACGGUGGCUGCCGGUGGCAGCAGUGCCAAGGUGGGCACUGCCUAUGAGCAGCUCAUUGGAAAACUGAUGGAUGGUGAGGGAAACCCAGACUCCCCCCUCUGGAGGCACCCCAUGCUGUGCUACAGCAAAGACGGGCUGUACACCUCCCUCACCACCCUGCCCUCCGAGGCCCUGCAGACGGAGGCCCUCAAGCUCUUCAAGUCGUGCCAACUCUUCAUCAAUGUGCCUGUGGAAGCCGCCUCGGUGGACUACCACGUGUCCCUGGCCCAGACAGCGCUGCAGGUCUGCCUCGUUCACCCCGAGCUGCAGAGUGAGAUCUACUGCCAACUCAUGAAGCAGACCAGCUGCCGCCCGCCUCAGAAGUACUCCCUCAUGCAGUGCUGGCAGCUCCUGGCUCUAUGCGCCCCACUUUUCCUGCCUCAGCACCACUUCCUCUGGUACGUUAAACAGCAGCUCCAGCGCCAUGCAGAUCCCAGAAAUGAAACCGGCCAGUAUGCCACCUACUGCCAGCGGGCAGUGGAGCGGACCCUGCAGACUGGGGAGCGGGAAGCCAGGCCAUCACGCAUGGAAGUCGUGUCCAUCUUGCUGCGUAACCCCUUCCACCACUCCUUGCCCUUCAGUAUCCCCGUGCACUUCACCAAUGGGACUUACCAGGUGGUUGGUUUUGACGGCUCCUCCACAGUUGAUGAGUUCCUCCAGCGGCUGAACCAGGAGACAGGGAUGAGAAAGUCAUCCCAUUCUGGCUUUGCCCUCUUCACGGACGAUCCUUCUGGCAGGGACCUGGAACACUGCCUGCAGGGGAGCGUCAAGAUCUGCGAUGCCAUCUCCAAGUGGGAACAAACCCUGAAGGAGCUGCACUCUGGAAAGUCUGAGGGUGGCACACGUGUUGUGAAGCUGAUGUACAAAAACAGGCUGUACUUUCGGAGUCAAGUCAAAGGGGAGACAGAAAGAGAGCGGCUGCUGCUCGCCUCCCAAACUAGUGGAGAGAUAGUGGCGGGGAGGUUUCCUGUCAACAAGGAACUGGCUCUUGAGAUGGCUGCCCUAAUGGCCCAGGUAGAGUACGGGGACUUGGAGAGGUCCAUCCCACCAGGCCCUGGGGGCACACCCCCUGCCAAGGCUCAGCAUCACCUCCAGCAAGUCCUAGACAGGUUCUACCCAAGGCGCUACAGACACGAGGCACCCCCUGAACAGCUGAGGCACUUGGCAGAUCUGCUGACCACAAAGUGGGUGGCUCUGCAAGGCUGCUCCCCUCCUGAGUGCAUCCGCAUCUACCUGACAGUGGCCCGGAAAUGGCCUUUCUUUGGUGCUAAGCUCUUUGCUGCUCAGCCUGCACAGCUCUCUUCCAAGGAGAAUGCUCUGGUGUGGAUUGCUGUGAAUGAGGAUGGUGUCAGCAUCCUGGAGCACAACACUAUGCAAGUGCACGUCACUUAUCCCUACGCUUCAGUGAUGACCUUUGGUGGCUGCCGAGAUGACUUCAUGCUUGUGAUUAGAUCCAUUCCAGACCAGAGCUCUGGAAAAGGCCACACUGAGAAGUUGAUCUUCCGGAUGGCUGCUCCCAAGAUUGCAGAGGCUACCUUCAUCAUGGCCAGCUACAUGAACCAUUGCUCUGCAACUGUGAACCCCCCGACCAACGCGCCUGCUGCCCGCCAGCCAUGGGAACUGGAUGGACGACAGUUCUUUGCAUCUGUUCCACGAGCUGCCAAGAGGCCAACGUUGCUGUGAAUAUUUCUCCUACCCCUCCCCCCUACCACCUGUGCCUUCUGUGUCCUGGGGAAUGAUACUACUGUGAUGGGUCUAACAGCCCUCUCCCCAACCCCGCCCCAGUUUGUUCUGUGAAAUGUCUUUUUCAGUGUCCAUGAAGCCUUUACUCUCUAGGUGCCUUAUAGUGUUUCAGGACCCAACUUUUAAAAAUCCAGACCCAGUAUAAAAACCACUCUCUUUUUCACAAGAAUACUGAGCUCUGGAUGCUGCCUGAUUCCAGACACAAACACCAUGGUCCUGUUACUGGUUCCUGAGGGUGUCAGUGCUAUAAGUCAGGGCAUUCUGCACUGAUCCUCUCAGGAAGGCUGUUUUUUAUAUUGUAUAUGGUCCUUAAGUGGGGAUUUAUACUUGAAGUUUUCCCAACAUCCCUGAACAGGAUAGGACUAAAAUUUCCAAUUCACCUGAACUCUGACAAAAGCCUAGAACUCACUAAAACUGCACUUCCUUUCCCAGAUGGGAAAGGUGUUGGCGGGGCUUGAGAAAAAAGAAUAGACUCACUUUUCCCCUUCCCCUACUGUAAACAAGUAGGUGUCUGUAGUUUGUAGUGCCUUCUCUGGGGCAGCAGCUCCUAUUAUUGCAGGACAAGCUGCUGUCCCUGCCGAGACUGAAGCUACUCUCCCUCACACUUUGCUACAAGCAAGGGCAGGAGACAGGUCCAUCCUGACCUCUCCCUGUCUCAUUUAAUGACUGGACAGGGCUCAGUGAAGGCUGUGCUCACUACUGUAGGACGAGGUGGCUGUCACUUUUUCCCCACUCUUUGAAAGACCAAGCAAAUGUGCUCUGCUUUUGCUGCUCUGUGAGGCCACCAAAGAUGAGUCAGAAACAGAGGACCCCCUCCAGGCUCGUGGGCCUAGCUCUGCUCUUCAAGACUUCUGGCGAACUUCCGCUGGGAAUCAGUUCGAGGGCAGAGGGCACUUAUGCGCUAUCUGUCCUAGCCUAAGAGCAUCAGGCAAAGGAAACGGAAAGUUUCCUUCACCUUUUGUCUUCCUGAUGAUACCACUACCCCCCAUCCCCAACUGAGACCUUCUGUUAAGUCAGAGGAGAUGAUCUUUGUCUCUACCUUCCCCUAACAGAGAAAAAAAAGACGAAAGAGUUCAUUCAUACUCUGAUCUUCCAACACUGGAGAAACUGAGUUUUAUUUCAUAGCUCUAAGGCAGUCUUACCAUUUGUCAAUAAAGUGCUGAAAACUGUA